Sphaerulina musiva SO2202 is the source of this 774-nucleotide messenger RNA. RefSeq lists its product as uncharacterized. The transcript has 2 exons. NCBI's taxonomy places the organism in Eukaryota, Fungi, Ascomycota, Dothideomycetes, Mycosphaerellales, Mycosphaerellaceae. Bases 1 to 774 code for a protein of 257 amino acids. The record is from RefSeq and is a predicted model, not a curated record.
AUGACUUCUCCAACUCCCCCAAAUCAGCAUCAACCCUGCUGCCACCUCUUCCGCCUCCCCCUCGAGCUCCGCCAACACAUCUACAGCUUCCUCAUCCCCGCAGAAACCAACUUCACUCCCAUUCCCGCCGCAGGCAUCAAUUCCGUCAACUAUCGACCGCCCUCCUUGUCCCUUUUGACCAUCCAUCCUACCAUCACCGCAGAAAUUCUCAAUGACUUUUACAGUCUUUCCACGUGGAAAAUUGUCUGCGGCCACUCGUAUAAUUACUUCCGCAUCGAUCCUGAGCUGAUGCAUUUGGAACGGAGUCGCUGUCUGGCGCGGAUGGAGAAGGUUGAAAUGAUGUUUUUUGUCGAUGGCGAAUUCAUCCUCGACUACCCCAGCUUCGGCAUCCCACGUCUCUGCACCGAAAUCGCCAAACGAGCACACAGAGCCUGUCAAGUUCUCCUACAAGCUCCCGAAUUAAGAAUCAUAGUAGUAAGUUGGUGGGAUACGACGACGACGACGACGACGACAACGUCCGCCGCGAAGGCAGACAGCCGUGGUGGUGGUGGGGAGGAGUGGAGGUCGAAUGUUCUCGCUCCUUUGCGAAUAUUGGUAGAUGGAAAGGAGGAGGAGGAAAAGAAGAAGAAUUCUUCUUCUUAUUCGAAGAGGAGAUUGAGAUUUGAGGUGGGAAGUGUGAAUUCUGCGGAAGAAUUUGGUCGGGAGGAAUUCGCUGGUGCGUUGAGGGGAGUUAUUGGGGAGGGGAUGGUGGAGGUGCGGAAUUUAGGUAAGUAG